This is a messenger RNA of Cavia porcellus (domestic guinea pig), 3324 nucleotides long. It is a transcript of the gene Fcrl1, whose product is annotated as Fc receptor like 1. The coding region runs from base 1164 to 2363 and encodes 399 amino acids. Gene Ontology annotation, cellular component: plasma membrane. The record is from RefSeq and is a predicted model, not a curated record. Gene Ontology annotation, biological process: cell surface receptor signaling pathway. NCBI's taxonomy places the organism in Eukaryota, Metazoa, Chordata, Mammalia, Rodentia, Caviidae. The transcript is spliced from 11 exons. Gene Ontology annotation, molecular function: transmembrane signaling receptor activity.
AUCACCCUGGGCCCACUUCCUGAAGAGCUGGGAGGCACUUCUGGGACUGAGUUUCAGGCUGCCAGUCUCAGGGAUGCUCAGACCUCUACUUCUAGUGAAUCGGACAGAAGAAAGUGGUAGAUACACUAACAGAAAGCCAGAUUUUUAAAGAAAAUGAUCACUUCAACUUUUAUCUCCUGGGAACUGCUCACCGACUCUUCCUUUCACCAUAAAUUCUGUAUUUGAUCUGUUUUGAUUUCUUUUGUCUGUAUUUGAUUUGUUUUGGUGUUGUUAACAGCCCCUCCCCCCACAUAACAAAUUGAUCUCCCAUUUCCUUGUUCUUUUUUUUAUUUUAAAGAGAAAAAAAGAAUUUCAAUGCAAGAUAAUAGAGCAACAAUCACAAACACGUUGAAUAUGGUUAUCUUCAAAGCAGUACUCAGAGUGCAAGAUAUAGGCAGACAAUACUAUCCAAACAAUAUUAGAACAAACCUUUCUUUUCAAUGAACUAAGAGAAACAAGCAGUAUAUCUUAACUAUCUUAUAUAUAAAUAUAUAUUUCUUUUUCAUUUCCUUCCUUGCUCUUUUCUCUCAUCACAGUUUUUCUUUCCUUUUGAAGUUUCUUCCCAAUUCACCAUAUCUGUUGUACAUUUUGGAUCUUAUUACUCUUUCAUCUUCUCACACUAGUGAGACAAUAUGAUGUUUGCACACGUGGGUCUGAUUUAUUUCACUUGUCAGCGUGGUCUCCAGUUGUAAAAAUUUACCUUACUGUCCAAUAUUAUGUCCUUUUAUCUUCCAGAGUUCUUACUCCUACUGUCACAUCUUAGAGUUUAUCACUUUUUUUUCAGCAACUGACUCCACUUCAUUGUAUCUGUAGUUCUCUUUCUGUAGCACUCCGUCUCUAACAUGUCUUCAGCUCCCCAGUAUUAUCGUUCUGUGAUCAAAAUGUUAUACUUCAUGUACUUACUGCUUACAGUACUCAGCUUAGAUUCUAUAAAUCAUCGCAACCUCCUUUUUUUCCUCUUCCCCACUGCACUGUCCUGAUCAACACAUUUUUCUACACGUCUUCACCUGUGCUUGAGCUGCAGGAUGAGAUUUUAAACAAAAGCUCUUCCCUGUGAACCUGCCGCGCCACUUCCACGUCCUGUACUGAAAGCCAGCCCUUCCCAGCCCUUAGAGGGGAACCCGAUGAUCCUGACCUGUGUGAUGCAGCUCCCUCCACAGAAACCAGAUGUCCAGAACCAAUUCUGCUUCUUCAGAGAUAACCAGAUGCUGGGGUUGGACUGCAGGACCUCCCCAGAGCUCCAGAUCCCAGUUGUGUGGAGCAAAGAUUCGGGGUCCUACUGGUGCCAGGCAAAGAUAAUGACCCCCAGCAUCACAAAAACCAGCCUGAGGUUUCAGAUACAUGUGCAGAGUAUCCCUGUCUCUGAUGUGAGCUUGGAGACCCAGCCCCCAGGAAGGUGGGUGAUGGAGGGAGAAAAGCUGGUCCUAAUCUGUUCGGUUGCUAAUGGCACUGGAGACAUCACCUUCUUCUGGUACAGAGGUGCUCUAGGUUUAAACCUGGGAACAAAGACCCAGCGUUCACUGAGAGCAGAAUUUGAGAUCCCUUCAGUGCGGCAGACGGAUGCUGAACAGUACUACUGUGUGGCGGACAAUGGCCAUGGCCCCAACCUCAGUGGGUUGAUAAACAUCACUGUCAAAAGUCCAGUGUCCCACCCUGUCCUUACUCUUAGGGCCCCCAGGGCCCACACUAUGGUUGGGGACACAGUGGAGCUUCACUGUGAGGCCCUGAGAGGCUCUGCCCCCAUCCUGUACCAGCUUUAUCAUGAGGAUGUCAUCUUGAGGAACAGCUCAGCCCCCUCUGGAAGAGGAGUGUCUUUCAACCUCAACCUGACUACAGAACAUUCUGGAAACUACUUCUGUGAGGCAGACAAUGGCCUGGGGGCCCAACGCAGUAAGGCUGUAGCACUCAAUGUCACAGUGCCUGACUGGAACGGAAGUGAUCAUCUCACUUCAGGUGUCAUGGAAGGGCUGUUUGCCAGCUUUGGUGCCAUCAUUUUUCUGGCCCUGCUGUUUGGCUACUGGCUCAAGAGAAGAACAGGAAGACGCUCAGCUGAGGAUCCACUCAGGAAAAAUGCCAGCCCUAUAACCCAACAGUCUGACUAUCUCAACUCACCUGAUUCAAUGCAGCUACAACCUUUUUAUGAAAAUGCAAAUAUUGUAGGUGGGGAUAAGGUUUAUUCACUGGUGUACCACAACCAGCAGGAGCUAGAACCAGUAAUAGUUCAACACACGGGGACACACAUGGAGAAUAAGGUCUUCCCAGACAUCUAUUCCAGGCUGAGAAAGGCAGAUGUCACAGAUGUGGACUAUGAAGAUGCUAUGUAAAAUUACAGAAGAUUCUACAUUUUGGAAACCAUCCGUGACUUUGAGCCUUAGACUCAACACAAUCUUCAGAGAUCCUAGGAGUCUGCUUUUCAGUACCUCUCACACAGAUGCCUUUUUUUUUUUUUUUUUUUCAUGAGAUGAUGCCUUCAUCUUCUGUGAACUGGCACAAAAUCCAAAGAGACCACCUUGGAGAAUCAACUUAGAUCGAUUUAGACUAAAGAAUGGGAAGGACUUUGCCAUCAGAAUCUGAUUUCUGCUAGUUCUUUUGGGAACAGGUUGAAUAUAUGCACUUACAGUAGGAUAAAAUAAACUGAAGUCUUGGAGUGGAGGGGCAGUGAAGCUCAGAGUGCACAAACGCAAGAGUAUAGUGGUUUUGCAGUGUUACUCUGAAGAGAGACCUAUGUGCAUCACAUGUGGAAGUGUUUGCUGUGCACACAGGACAGAACCCCUGCCCUGUCCCUGCCUGAAUCAUACUAUUUUCCCCUAAGAAAUUUGACUUAGUCUAUUUUGUAUUAAAACACAGUUAUAAAGAAGAGUCACGGUGGUUACACUGGUUUAAUGCCCAAUUUUGUCUGCACAAGACAAACACAUCCAUAUUUAUAAAAAUUUUUAUGAGUUUCACCACAUCCUAAAUUCUGUAUAUAGUGUGGCCUCUUGAAGCUUUAUGAAUAUAAUAGUUCUUCUUUUUUUCUAGGACUUUUUGAAAAUGUGGUAAUAUGACAAAGUCUGUAUUCUAAUUUUAAAUUGACUACAAGCUCAGUCUUUUUAAUUGAAACAAUUUAAUAAUAUAUGAAGCAAAAAGUUUAAAUUUUUCUAUAAGCUAAGACAAGUGGUAAUCAUUGUUGCAACUUAGCAUGUCUCACAUUGGAAGUUUUGCAUUUUGGUACAGUUAUACAUACAUGCAAAUACAUAUGUAUUUUAAAACAUACUUAUUUAAUAAAGUAAAAUAUUUUAAAAUCUA